GAUCCUAUUUAGCAAGAAUGACAAAGCAAACAAAGUAAAUACAAAACAUUUAAAGGUCCCUGUUUUUGUUUUUUUAAAGAAAGAAGGAAGAACAUGCAGCAUUCAGUGGAGUAAACAGGAAAUAAAUCUGCCAUUUUACAUAGUUCCAGGCAUUCUUGGAUUCAGAGCUGCACAUCUCAGUAUCUCACAUAUGCUUUUUUGCUAACUUCACUGAAGAGAAGUGGGAUUUGUCAAGUUUAAAUGAACAGAUGGAUCAGACUUGUUUCAUUAAGUUUAACCCUCGCUCCUCAGCUCCUGGUAUGCCUGGGUAUUGUCCCCAUCCUCUUAGGGAUGAUGUGACCCUUCUGGAUCCAUGCUCAGGCUUUGUAAGUGCAGGGGCAGAUGCACAGUUAAGGCCUGGGACUGGUAAAUCAAUCCCUAGCUUAGUGGAUCAGAGUGACGUGAAGCCCCAGAACACAGAUCCAUGGGAGCAGAACAAAAGAAUGCAGCGGGUAAUGACAGCACCACCUACUAGAUAUGUACCAUCACAUCUCCAACGUAUGUCUACCAAGGACACUACACAAGCAACCAUUGGCUACAAUGAUUUCAUUUACAGAGGAGGGAUGAAGUGGAAUUCUGUAGCCAGAUCUGACACUGCGCUCAGGGCAAAUCUUGGAGGCUGGACAAGCAAAUCUAAAUUGUCUCCUUGUAUGAUCCGUGUACCCAAUACAUCUUUAACCCAGACAUUUAUAUUUAAGCUUUCCAAGGGACCUUCAAACACAUAUGAAAAAGAAGAAAUGGCAAAGCACUUUAUGUAUUCUACAUCUACACAAAGGGCUUUUGAGGAAGUACCAUGGGACUUAAAACUGCCUCCCAAGCUCCCGCUUCCCACGUCAGUAUUAGAUAAUCAAAUGCCAAAGGACUUCUCACUCAAGAGCAAUGAGGAACCGACAGAAGACUGGCGGUUAAAAGGAGGAAUGUGGGACAGAGUACAGAAAAGAAGAUCUGAAAUAGUUAACAGACCUGUUACAUUGGCGAGCCGCGUCAUAGCCUCCACCAUUCCACAAAUCCAGCAUUAAGAUCUCCACAUUCUAGUUUAUAUACUUUGCUAAAUGUAAUGCUAAUUCAUAGCUGAAAUCUCAACAAUAAACAGCCAGUUACUUCUAAAUUGGUUUUCCAUAAUGUAUUCUCGUUUCCACAAGGGAAAAAUCAUUUGUAAUGUAUAUAAUAUGCUAUCAUUUCUUCAUGACGACUGGUGCUCAUCAGGAGUAAAACACUAAGCCAUUCUGUAUACACAUAUCAAAAUGUAUGUACACUGUUUUAUUGAACAAACUUCAAAAUAACCUUUGUAUACUUCAUGUACACGUUAUACAAAACAUUAAAUAAUAAAUAACAGAAAAACUGUAAAAAUAUACAAACAAAUCUGAACUACUUUCUCUGAAAGAAUAUGGUUAUUUAACCUCUUAACGACCACAACAUACCCUGUACAAGAAGAUUGUGAGUUACUGGGGUAGGGGGGGGGGAAUGGUCAUGUAAUGAAACGGUCACUCUAAUGUUUGCUAGUAUUACAAGUUGUAAGCAAUGUGACCGAGGAGGAGUAUCAGGCCCAAAGGCAACCAUUCAACCCUUCAUUGGUUUUAAUUUGCUUUAAUUUACCAAAGUGUAUAUAUUAUAUACAUAUAAAUAGUGUGUGUGAAUGUGUGUAUAAAACAGUAUUAAUUGUGAGUGGGGUGGAAGUAGGAGUUGACCCCUGCAUAUAAUUUACUAUGUUGAUGCAUUGUUAACUUUGGCAUAUCAAUUUUGCAUUUAAUUUGACGCGGAAUUACAGCAUAUUCACAGUUGAAGCAUAGAUAAAUUGACCCCUAAGUGUCCAUAAACCAAUAGGUUGCCAUGUUGUAAACUAGGUUUCCUGUUGAGGCCAAAUAACUCCUUCACUGCUAAGCCUUUUUCACACCCCUGUACUAAGCUGAAUUUAAGCUUUUUUUUACUGCUUACAUUAAAACACUAUAUUGUAAGUUACAUUUCAGUGAGUGGCCAACACAAAUGACAUAUCUAUUUUUUUAUUUUUCAGCAGGACCAACAGAUUCUAAAUAUACAAUUAUUUUAUUUAUAUAUAAAAACGUUAGAACAAAAAAUAUAUUUUUGUCAUGAUUUUAAUAAAUAAUAUUGGAAAUUGCCAUGUGAUCACUGUUGCUACUGUGAUUGCAAUACUAAAUUGUUAUCAGUCAUAUUUAAAGUUGCAUGAAGGAUCUAUACUGGCUUUUGGGGGUUGUAAUAAAAAAUACAUGGGCCCCGUGUGCCAGAGUAGAAAUAAAAACACUUUUGUGUACA
Messenger RNA from Bombina bombina (fire-bellied toad), 2310 nucleotides. It is a transcript of the gene SPMIP7, whose product is annotated as spermatogenesis associated 48. The coding region runs from base 249 to 1058 and encodes 269 amino acids. The transcript is spliced from 6 exons. The record is from RefSeq and is a predicted model, not a curated record. Lineage: Eukaryota; Metazoa; Chordata; Amphibia; Anura; Bombinatoridae.